GGAUUGCUGGGUACGGCUGCUCGGUCGUACGUUGGUUAUGAAUUGGCUGAGUCGCGUUGAAUUACCCGACUUGCGACCGAGACUCUGAUACCCUUCGUCCGAGGACGUUUGGCUUUUCCGUCUUCCUCUGACCUGCCUUACCGGUGUCUUGUGUCGAGCUGCAGCUAUUGCGGUUAUGCCAUACUGAUAUAGCAUCUGUACGACGGAAUCGUUGUGCUGCACUAGCUUAACACCAACUUUUUCUUUUGUCCACGCCUUCCUAAACUAGGAACUCGCCUCGAAGAUGGCUGGCAAAAGGAAGCGGGAUAUCCUCGAUUUUGAUCCUAAUAAGUCCGAUUCCAACGACGAGAAUUUUGAGCCAGAGAUCGACCGUCCUCGCUCGCGGAAGAAGUCGCGCCCGCACGGCGUUAACAAAUCUAGUUCUCGCAGAAAAGGUCGCUACAGAGGGUCUGAUAUCGAAGACGACGAUAUCGACGACAGUGGACACGAGAAUUCAUUCGACGAGGACGACGAAGAGGAGGAGGAGCCCGAGCCUCUGAUCAACGAAAAUACCGGUCGGCGCGUGAGGAAGGCUGCAUCAAAGCAGCACAACUACAAAGAGAGUUCCGAGGACGAGGUUGAGGACCUCGUCCAAGACUCGGAUGACGACAAGGACGACCUUGUAAAGAACUCGCCGAAGAAGUCAUCGCCCCGCCAACGGAAGUUAAUCACUCUCCGGGUUCCUGCGUCUGCGCGAAAAACACGCGCCGCUACUAAUACAAACGCUCCGGUUGGCACUAGAAGGAUCACACGAGCACGAACAGUUGACGAGGACGAUGUCGAACUGUUGGAAUUAACAAAUUCCGGGAGGCACGCGCGACCCACUCGAGCUUCUAAGAGUAAGAGCCCGGAGACCUUGGGUCGAAGUGGUAGACCAACUCGUAGCGCCAAAGGCGUGAAGAAGACGAUAUCGCCUGUUAUGGAGGUGGACACUCAGGAGGAAGAGAGCAUCCCCCAGGCCGAGGAUGUGAAAGACCCCAUUAUUCAAGACGACGACGCACUGGACGCGAAUGGGGUUGACCAAGCUGCGGAUGACGAUGCCGCUGAAGAUCAGGGUCAAGAACAUGAAGAGCCUAUGGAAACAGUCGAGGCCAACGAAGAUGCCGAUGCUGAUGACGAUGACGAUGUUCCAAUCACACGCCGCACCCGUGGCGCCAGGGCUAACCAACCUACGGCCCCAGCUGAGGAUGUUCCCGCCGACGAUGCUGACAACGUUCCUCUAACUCGGGGCCGUUUGACCAGGAAAUCUCGGCUAAAGAAAUCGAUGCAGGAGCCCAGUAGUGACUUUGAGCCGGGCAAUGAGUCAGGAGAAGAGAACAUGUCAGAUUCUGAGGCUAAUCCGGCCGAAGCCGCUGGUGACGACGGCGAGAACUCUAGUCCGAGUGCUCGUGGCCGGGGCUUCUCUAGGAGCAAGGGGGGGAAGCCCGCGAAGAGAUCACGGCGACGGGCAGAGUCAGGGGAAGAGGAUGAGGUUGACGAGAACGAAGUCGCCGAAGAACUCGAAGAUCUUAGAGAAGAUUCUCGUUCGCGGAGACGGCGUCGAUCACCCCAAAUUCUCUUUGAGGGAAAGAGACAGGAGACGAGACGACGCAGAGCCGGUCCGGUCAACUAUGUCAUCCCGGCGCUCAAUCAGGUCCCCAUCGAGCCGGAAGAGGAUGAGGAGACGGGUCCGACACCGGCCCGCCGUCGCGGGCGUGCGAACGGAGGCGCUACUUGGGACCAUAGUCUACAUACUAGUGCCGGCCCCUUUGGUGGCGUAGGAUUGACCGGUGCCCUCCUUGGUGGUCCUUGGGGUACUGGUGCUGCUGGCGGUGCCGAUUCUGACAGUAGUGACAACGAAAUGGAUUCUCGAUCAGGAGUAGCCGGCAAUGUGGGCAUGACACCUACCUCCGCGGCCCCUCAACUCGCGCCCUUCGGCCAACAUCCAAACGUGGAGGGUUUGGGCGGGCAUGUCGCGCCUACGCCGAAUGUUGGGAAGAUUAAGAGCCAUAAAGCACUCGCCGAUGCGGACCCGCUAGGAGUGGAUCUCAAUGUUGACUUCAGUCAGGUUGGAGGUUUGCAAGGCCACAUCGAUCAGCUUAAGGAGAUGGUCCAGCUACCUCUGCUUUAUCCGGAACUGUUCAUGAAAUUCCAUGUUACUCCACCGAGGGGUGUCUUAUUCCACGGCCCUCCGGGAACUGGAAAGACACUCCUAGCUAGGGCCCUCGCCAACUCUGUCGGUAUCGGCGGCCGAAAGAUCACAUUCUACAUGCGCAAAGGUGCCGACGCCCUCAGCAAGUGGGUUGGUGAAGCCGAGAAGCAACUCCGCCUCCUCUUUGAAGAGGCUAGAAGGACACAGCCAAGCAUUAUCUUUUUCGACGAGAUUGAUGGUCUUGCCCCUGUCCGGUCUAGCAAGCAGGAGCAAAUCCACGCAUCAAUUGUCUCUACCCUCUUGGCUCUGAUGGACGGCAUGGAUGGCCGUGGACAAGUCAUCGUGAUCGGUGCUACCAAUCGGCCGGAUAGUGUGGACCCUGCCCUCCGUCGACCGGGGCGAUUCGAUCGAGAAUUCUACUUCCCUCUGCCUGAUGUCGACGCCCGGAAAUCUAUUAUCGAUAUCCACACACAAGGAUGGGGGCUUUCGGACGAGUUCAAGACAUCUCUAGCUAGAGAUGCGAAGGGCUACGGGGGUGCUGACCUGCGGGCCAUGUGCACUGAGGCCGCCCUCAACGCUAUCCAGAGGACAUACCCGCAAAUAUACUCUUCCAAGGAAAAGCUUGUCGUCAACCCGGAUAAAAUUACCGUGCACAUGACCGACUUUAUUCUCUCCAAGAACAAGAUCAUCCCCUCUUCGGAGAGGUCUGCCACGUCUGGUGCUUCUCCCCUACCGAAACCUAUCGAGCCACUUCUCCGAGAUCAGUUCAAGGCCGUCACUGCGGUGCUAGACGGCGUCCUACCCCGUAAGAAGAAGGUAACGGCUCUUGACGAGGCGAUGUUCGAACCUUACGACGACGACGACUUUGGGUUUGGCCGAGAAGCCUUGCAUCAGGAGUUUCAACGAUUUCGUGUUUAUCGGCCGCGCCUUUUGGUAUGCGGUUCGCCGGGAAUGGGGCAAGUUUACGUUAGCGCCGCCAUGCUCCAUUAUUUGGAAGGUGUUCAUGUACAAAACUUCGAUCUAGCGACUCUGCUCGGAGAUCCUCUCCCCGUUGAACAGGUGUUGUUCCAGUUUUUCGCCGAAGCAAGGCGCCAGAAGCCGAGCAUCAUCUUCAUCCCAAAUGUUGACGUCUGGUACUCAACCCUAGCUGGACCAGCACUAACAGCAUUUUUAUCUAUGCUGAGAACGAUACCACCCACUGACCCCAUCAUGGUCGUGGGGACGGCGGAGGUUAAGCUGAAAGAUAUCGACCCCGAUCUCAAGCGCGAUAUCUUUGGGUUAUCAAACUCCAAUUCUGUAGAAAUUGCUCGCCCGGUGCAGGAAAAUCGGCAGGAAUACUUCAGCAGGAUUAUUUCACAUAUCAGAAGAUUUCCGAAGGAUUUCCCCGAUCCUGCCAAUCGGAAGAAGAGGGUUCUGGAGGAGCUUUCUGUCGCCCCCCCGCCUCCACCGAAGAAACUUACGAGGGAGGAGGCCAAGUUGGAGUGGUUGCGAUAUCGUCAGCUUCUUAACCUUCUGAAAGUACACCUGCAGCCUAUCAUGGACCAGAUCAAACGCAAGUACAAGACAUUCCGCUCUCCCCUGAUAGCGCAGACCCAGUAUCAGUACCUCUUUGACGAGGCGGAUCCGAACCACGUUAGGCCCGACGUGGCUGACGCUUUACCGCGCCCUUAUAUAAUUUCUAAGGACAGGGAGGGAUAUCCGGGCCUUCUGGAGACAUCGACGAAUAAGUUCUAUUACAACCUUGACAUUCAGACAAUAGAGGAGAGGCUGGCGAAUGGCUACUACACCAAACCUCUGGCGUUCUUGAAAGACAUUGAGUGCAUCGAGCAUGACGCCAAGAAUUCGGGCGACAAAGCACUUCGCCUCAAGGCCAACGAGCUCUACACUAACGUGGAGGUCGACGUCAAUGAUGUUGACCAGAAGUUCAGAGCUAUGGGGGUUAACUGGGAGGACAUGUUCAGCAAGGAGCAAGCGCGGAGAAACGCGCGCAGGGAGAGACAUCGGAAGCGGAUGGCGAUACAAUCUGCUGCCGACCAGGCGCAGGCUGGUGUCGGCAAUGGGCGAAGCCCUCCACUCGGUCGCCCUGCGAGGUUGCAAAAGCUGCAUACAACAAUGGCCCACUUCCAACUCAUUGGCGAUGAAGCAAAUGGAGACAAGGACGACUCGCUGCUGCAUCCCACUGUCAACGGGACGUCCGUGCCAUCUCGGGACGACGGUGACGAUGUCACCAUGACUGACAUUGAAGGCCAGACCCUGGAGGGUCCGAACACUUCCAUGCAGCCGCCAUCACAAUGGCCCCGGAUGGAUAUUCGAUCUAUCCAUACUUCGGUGCAUGUGACGACGGGGGGGACGAACCAGAUGUCUCAGGUUUCCGCUGUCCAGUCUCUGCCUGCAGGAGUAUCGCCGUCCGCACUGAUCAACGACGCAUCAACCACCAAGACGUCGGAUCCGUCCAACCGGUCUUCUAAUUUUAGCACACAGGCUACCAACGGCAUCCAUAACGAGCAUUCCAGUCUACUUGAAAAUAUCCCCGACACCCAACCAGUCCCUGGCACAAGCCAUGCGUCUAGCGAAGAUCAGUGGCUCCGUUCUGAAGUUUUGCGGGGGCACACCCAGCAGUCCGGGUCGUCCCAGGGGUCGCGCGCUCAGGCGUCACCAGCUGGUGCUCGAUUCUCCCACGCUCCUAGCAUGGCGAACUUGCUUAACGACCCUUCUCCAGAUGAGCAAUCGCAGUCUCAGCGCCCACCUGGAUCAUCUGCUUCACAGCAAGUCGAGCUAGAUGAGACCCAAGGUCAGUUCUUCCUGGAGGAACUGACAAAACGUACCUCGGGUUGCACUAUCGAACAGUUGCAACAGAUCUAUCGCGAAAUGAUGGUAGAGCUCUGGAAAACAAGGGGGGAGCACAAUCGUAUGAAGGUGCUCAAUUCGGUCACGCGCGUGUUUAAUGAGGCCAUCAAUGAUAUUGAGUCGAUGCAAGGGUUCCUGGCACCAAGCCAAACAGUGGGUUAGAAUAGUUAAUAUCGAACCGUAGUCGUUGACACACAGAGUGCGUGAGGGA
Durotheca rogersii is the source of this 5228-nucleotide messenger RNA. RefSeq names its product AAA-domain-containing protein. Gene Ontology annotation, cellular component: nucleus. NCBI's taxonomy places the organism in Eukaryota, Fungi, Ascomycota, Sordariomycetes, Xylariales, Xylariaceae. The coding region runs from base 284 to 5179 and encodes 1631 amino acids. Gene Ontology annotation, molecular function: chromatin binding; ATP binding; ATP hydrolysis activity. Gene Ontology annotation, biological process: positive regulation of transcription by RNA polymerase II. The transcript has 4 exons. The record is from RefSeq and is a predicted model, not a curated record.